Molecule: messenger RNA, 243 nt
Organism: Colletotrichum lupini
Lineage: Eukaryota; Fungi; Ascomycota; Sordariomycetes; Glomerellales; Glomerellaceae
Exons: 3
Coding region: 1-243 (80 amino acids)
Source: RefSeq, a predicted model, not a curated record
AUGGGAUAUGCUACCUCGAUUAUACCAGCCUCCCUCAGCCUUCUAGAUAAGCAAACCCAAGCGGAUGUCUUGGCUAUCUACUCUUACAUCUCUGUCUUAUUCUACAUGCAGGCUACCUCAAGCCAGGUCAAGAGCUUCCCGUCGUUGGUUAGGUCGCUUGGCCUGGGGCAUCACAAGUCGCCACUUGAAGAGCCGGCGUCUGGGCGACCCACUUUCACCGGCACUCGGAUCCGGAAACAAUGA